GUAUAAGCCUCUAAUUUCAUUUUUCACUUAACAUUUUUUCUUUCUAAUAUGGAGCAAAACCAAUCUCGUAUUCAACUUGUUGCAAUGAAACAGUCCUUCUUUGAUCAGGGAUUGCUUGAUGAACAAUUUAUCCAACUAGAAGAACUGCAGGAUGAUGUUAAUCCUAACUUUGUUGAGGAAAUUGUCAUUCUUUACUACGGUGAUUCGUUACGCCUUAUUUCAAGCAUAGAGCAGGCUCUCAAGGAGAGGAACCUACUAGAUUUCAACAAGCUGGACACACUUAUGCAUCAAUUCACUGGAAGUAGUUCAAGCAUCGGAGCCAAAAAGGUGAAAGCAGAGUGCAACCUGUUUAGGGAAUAUUGCAGGGCAGGAAAUAUUGAAGGAUGUAUGAAGAGUUUCCAACAAUGUAAGAAAGAAUAUGCUUCACUAAGAAAGAAGCUUGAAGCUUAUUUUCAGUUGGCUAGGCAAGUUGGGUCCUCGGAGGCAGCAUGCCGCUCCAAGUGAAGAAAAUAAAGGCAAAUCCACAAGAGCAACAAUAGGAACUUAUGAAUCUUUUAUAUUACUCAAGUAAUUAAAGUAUCUGACCAUUAGUAGAGGCCUCUUCAAUGUAUUUUCACAUCUUAUGUCAUUUGAGUUUAAUAAGGAACUUAUCAACUCUUUCAAUAUUGUAUACACUUACCAUUUGAAUGCUUGAAAAUAAAUGCUCCAUCUUUUAGUGAUAUGUGUUGUACAAG
This is a messenger RNA of Trifolium pratense (red clover), 734 nucleotides long. RefSeq names its product histidine-containing phosphotransfer protein 4-like. Bases 49 to 504 code for a protein of 151 amino acids. Gene Ontology annotation, molecular function: histidine phosphotransfer kinase activity; protein histidine kinase binding. Lineage: Eukaryota; Viridiplantae; Streptophyta; Magnoliopsida; Fabales; Fabaceae. The record is from RefSeq and is a predicted model, not a curated record. Gene Ontology annotation, biological process: phosphorylation; cytokinin-activated signaling pathway; phosphorelay signal transduction system. The transcript has 6 exons. Gene Ontology annotation, cellular component: cytoplasm; nucleus.